UCAGUGGAGGGUUGCCGAAAUAGAAACUGCGUUCACGAUUGAUUAUCCAGUGUUUCCUGGCAAGUUCGCUGCCAUGUGACUGCUGGCAUAGAAAGCGAAAUCCCAGGAGUAGUUUGGUUGUGCCGAAAAAGCAAUAAUAUACCAGCUUGGUCUCGAUCAAAGCAAGAUGCUGAGGCGAAUUCCUUCUAUAUUGUGCCGUGGCAUCGGGCAGCGGGCCAUGGCACCUAGGCGACUGCCGGCGUUGAGGUUUCUUUCAUCCAACGCAUCGUCAAGCGACCAGAUCAUCACGUCUGCGGUCAAGUCCAAACAUCCUCUUGCGCCCAGUGCACCUUCGAAAGACGCAGAUAUCCUCGCGGAACAACUACAGAGGGCCAAGAAUGUUGACAGAAUUCUCGAGCUAGUCGUUCAGCACCACCGAGUAAUGAACAAUGCCCAAGUGCUGACAGCGUUUACGUGCCUUCACGAUGCCAUUAGGCAACAGCCUGAACAAGUGGAGUUCAAGAGCUUGACUUCUCAUCCGGGCUUCCGAGAAUUAUGCAACAGGGCACUUAAGCGGAUGCGAUAUUAUGAGGCACAAGAAGUGAUGUCCUUGCUCAAGCUGUGCACGCUUCUUCAGAUUCCUACCAACACUGCCCUCGUCCAAGCCAUUGGCCAGAUGCUGAAGCACAGCAUCAACAGCUUGACAUUGUCAGAACUUAUAUUUGUGGACAUGCUGCUUCAGUGGCAGAAGUCAAGCUCUUCUAUAACAGACGCAUUGAAGAUAGCUAUUCCACUUGUGUUCCAAGCUCAACUGCCCAUUCAGUUGAACUUUACCAACAUUGAUGAUGUUGUGCGCUGUUUCAAGUUUGCUUAUACGAAAGAGCUGGAUCCUACUCUUGUUGAGAAAUUGGCCGUCAGCCUGCUUUCACAGCUCCCAAAUUUGGACCCAGAACAGGCAGCCACAAUUGUUAUUACUGUAGGCAUGAACCCUUCAACUUGCUUCCUGGUGCCCUGUGUCAAGGAAUUGUUGAGAGGCUGUGAACAAGUUGUGGCUGAUAACUUAUCAUCAUACGCCCCCAAGACUAUCAGGGCUGUUCUUGCCAGCUUUAUGCGUGACACUCCUCGGACGUCACGUCUUCUUGAAGCCCUUGUGCAUCGCAGUAUGGAUAACCACUGGCCACUGUCGGAGCUGAGUUUGGUGCUUGAUUGCUGUUACAAGCACGAAUAUGCCACACCGUGCCUGUCAGAAUACUUGGCAGAGCGCAUCAUCAAGGAAGAAGAAAGCAUCACCCAAGACAAGAGAGUCUCUGUGGUGUCAUUCGCGGACUUAGUGGCUGCCUGUCCAAAGCAGACUGAUCUGUUUCGUGAGGCCGCCCGCAUUCUGACAUCCUGUCAGGAAAAGAUUGGCACGUUGGAACUUGUGGCACCACAUAUAUUUGCAAGGAUUGUGGCAAAUCUGGCAAGGCUGCACUGUUUCCCAAAGGAGUUGCUGGAGCGGGCCUUUAAUGAGCAGUUCCUCAACAAAGCAAAGUUCAAGGUACCUAGCAAGAAGUGGCCUACCAUGCUAACCAACUUGCUCCAAUUGGAGCAAUGCGCUCGCAUAGAUCUCAGUGAGUAUCAAGGGCCAGUCUUACCAGACAGGCUCCGAAAGGAAGCCAUCGCAGUGGUGGCUGAAGAGAGCAGCUUGCUGGUCCCCCUAAAAAAGUGCCUCGAAGUUGCCCUCGGAGGAGCGCAGUUUGUUGCUGCGGGACUCUGGACAAGGCACGGCUACUUCCUUGAUUUUGCUGUGGUCAUGCGAAAAGGCGAGUAUCCAAUGGCUGUAAGCACACAAAUGGCGUCAACACCUGAAGGUGGUUAUUCCUACAUCGAAGAUUUAAGAGUACCUGAAGACGCUAAGAUAUUGGUUGUGCUGACUGCAAAUUACCAAAGUUAUUGGAGACACACAUCGGCUGUGAAAGGAAGCGUUGUGACCAAACUGAGGCAUCUUGUAUCACUGGGCUACCACCCACUUUUGGUUAACAUUGAGCAGUGGAAGUCGCUACCCGAUUACGAGAAGAUUCCGUACGUUAUGAGAGAGGCUAAGGCGGUGCUCAGUGACGGGGAUGCUUCGUGGAGCACUCAUGCAAGGUAGCCGUACUCAGUGAAGACAUUGUACAUCAUCUUAGGAAAUAAAAAGAAAAAGAAAACAG
Molecule: messenger RNA, 2168 nt
Organism: Dermacentor andersoni
Lineage: Eukaryota; Metazoa; Arthropoda; Arachnida; Ixodida; Ixodidae
Product: FAST kinase domain-containing protein 2, mitochondrial-like
Biological process (GO): regulation of mitochondrial mRNA stability; mitochondrial RNA processing
Cellular component (GO): ribonucleoprotein granule; mitochondrial matrix
Molecular function (GO): RNA binding
Source: RefSeq, a predicted model, not a curated record